AUGGCUCUCUUAAUUGUCCCUCAAAGAGCCACCAAUAUAAAAUCAGCUAUCGAUGCAACACUUCCAAUGACAUGUACUAUUGAAAGUUCAUAUGUUGUUGAUGGACAUGGGGAAUAUUCUAUUCGGGUUACACGUAUAUUAAAUGAUCCAUCAUCUUCAUGGAUAAUAAGAAAACGUUUUCGAGAAUUUGUUGAUCUUAAUAAUACAUUAAAAGAAUAUGGUUUUAAUUUUGAAUUACCAAAGAAAAAGUUUCUUGGUAAUACUGAUCGAAUAUUUAUGGCUGAAAGACAAAAAGGUCUUCAGACAUAUCUUAAUACACUCGUUCAACAUAUAGAACUUUGUAAUUCCUUAUUAGUUCAUCGUUUUCUUGAUCCAUAUAAUCAUAUUAUUAAUUAUCCUGAAUCAGCAUUGCAAUAUGUAUCAAUGUUUAUUCGUUCGAUGAAUAAUAUAUAUCAAAUAAUUGAACCACUUUUUGAUUUCGGAUGGCGUUAUAAUAAAAGUUAUUUUCUUGCAACAAAAACUGGUUGUUCGAAAAAUGAACGUUAUCUGUUAAUAUGGUGUCAUUAUGGUUUAGAUAAAGCACUUGGAGAAAAGGAAAUUAUGAGUUGUUUAAAAUUACUUAAAUCGAUUUCACAUCCAUUGAUUGUUCGAAUUGAAGAAGUUUAUGCCAAUGAACAUGGUACAUUGACUGUCUGUCCAUUUUAUAAUAAAGGAUCAUUAAAAGAUUAUAUUCAUCGAACAAAACCAGCUAAUGGUGUUUAUUGGAAACGAUAUGGUCCAACAUCAUCAUUAAGACAAUGUGAUUUACAUCAAAUAAAGCUGUUAGGUCGUCAGAUUUUAGAAUCACUCAAUUUUCUCUAUGAAAACAAUCUUGUUUAUGGACAUUUACAUUCAGGAAAUAUUCUAUUUGACUUUGAACAAUCUCAAUCAAUCAAAUUACUUGAUAUAAAUAAUGUUAUAACAGGUGUAUCUUCAAAAUAUCGACCUUAUUAUUCUACUCUUAAACAUAUUCAUACAUUUGAACAAUGUGAUAUAUAUGCAUUUGGACGUUUAUUAUAUGAAUUAUCAACCGGUGAGGAAUGUCCAAUAAGUUUAUAUACAGAAUUUCCGUCAAUAAUUCCAUUUCCUGUUCAAGAAAUUCUUUCAAAAAUCUUUAUAUCACCAGGAAAUUUACCAACAAUACAACAACUUUUAAAUGAACCGUUUUUUCAAGUAACAUUAUCCAAUGGUUUUGAACGAUUUCAAUUAAAAUUAAAUAUCAAAGCAAAAGAAGCAUUUGAACAAAUUAGUCGAGUAGCUCAAGAAAGAUUAGAAAAUGAUCAAAUCAAAAUUAAAUCUGCUCAACGUCAUUUAAAAAUUUCUAAUCAUCUUAUGUCAGACGAAGAAAAACUUCGACGACGUCGAGAAAGACAAGCGAAAGCACUUGAAAAAAAGAUGGAAAAUAGUUUUAGCAGUACAGAUACAUCAAAAAGUCUUCAACAUUCGAUUACUGUUGAUCCAUUACAAAACACCAAAGAAACAAUAAUAUCUAAUAAACCUUUAUCACCAAACAUCAGUGUUGACGCACCCAAUAUUCCCGAAACAUCACCUUCGCCUCAACCAACAGUGAUCAAUGAUAAUCGAACACAAUUGUUAAAUUCAAUUUUAGAUUUUAAUUUAUCAAAAUUGAAACAAACGAAAACCAACGAUCGUAGUGUACCUAAAUUUAAAUAA
Messenger RNA from Rotaria sp. Silwood1, 1713 nucleotides. NCBI's taxonomy places the organism in Eukaryota, Metazoa, Rotifera, Eurotatoria, Philodinida, Philodinidae. The record is from the annotation of a GenBank genome assembly.